AUGGAAAGCGAGUCGGGUGGAUUGCGAUGCUUUUCAGAAUUUGACGUAUCGUUCCCGUCACCUGCAUUACCCGUAUUGUCAGAACUAAGCUUCCCGAAUCGCUCCCGCACUUCCGCCCAGGCGCGCUUCUCUCCUGCUGUCGAGCAAUUGAUAUUCCAGGGAGGCUUUCCUCAAUCAUUGCGCUUCGGCUCAGACGGCAGGCAAGAAGGUUUGCUGGGCAAAGUCGAUCCUAACCGCAAUACCCGGGCAACCAACGCCAAUACCACGAUACAUGGAUGUGACCCGCUUUGUUACCUGACGCCAGCCAAGCAAAAGAAAGAGCUUUUGGACGAACCCAAAGCUUCGUCUUGCUCUUCUCCUCCUCUCCUCUUCUUCCACCGCUCGUCCAGUUCGGUGUCGCAUCGUGAACCACUGCCUUUGGCUCGUUUUAUAAACGUCGUUGGCAUCCCCUCCGCUCUGAGUUCGACUCAAUUCAGUCCCUGCAGCCCUGUCAAUCGAGGUCCUCCCGUCUCGCGGCUUCAUAGACUUGUUUCCGUCAUAUUCCGCUUGGCGUUUCUCCUCGGAAUACCUCCUGUUGUCACUCCGUUUACUCUAGCUCUGACCGCCGUUUCCAUCACAUCUCUGCCUCCUCCAUCACACCCCACAAUGGCCGCCAUCAGCAAGUUGAUUAUCCGCGACGACGUCGCACAUCAAUUGGUCAAGCGCGCGAACUUUGCCAGCAGAAACCCUGGCGUCAUCCUCGUUUUUUGCAUCGUCGGCAUUGUCGGAAUCGGUCUUGCUGCUCUUUUCAUCCACCGCAAAUGGCUCGCUCGCCGUGCUGCUCGCACUGGCGUUUAA
Uncinocarpus reesii 1704 is the source of this 837-nucleotide messenger RNA. RefSeq lists its product as uncharacterized. Bases 1 to 837 code for a protein of 278 amino acids. The record is from RefSeq and is a predicted model, not a curated record. The transcript is spliced from 4 exons. NCBI's taxonomy places the organism in Eukaryota, Fungi, Ascomycota, Eurotiomycetes, Onygenales, Onygenaceae.